UGUGUACACCAUUUACAAUUCGGUCCAAAUUUGCUCUUAUCAAUGUAAUGAUGAAAGGCUAUCAAAACCGACCUCUCUCCCACUCACCAAACUUUCUUCAAUAACUAAAAAGACCUUGACAAGGUUACUCGUAUUGAAUCAGUCAUGUCGAAUGCAUAUUUUAUUGGUGUUGAUGUGGGGACAGGUAGUGCACGAGCCGCCUUAGUCACUGAUAAUGGCAAAAUUGUUAAAACUGCGGUUCAAAAGACUCAAACGUGGAAUCCGCAACAGGAUUUUUAUGAGCAAUCGUCGGAAGAUAUCUGGAAUGCUUGUGUGACGUGCAUUAAGAAAGUGACCGAAGGGGUCAACCCGGACGAUGUCAAGGGCUUGGGAUUUGACGCGACUUGUUCGCUUGUAGCUUUAGACAAGUCGGGGAAUCCCCUAAGUGUGAGCCCUAGUGGCAAUGACCAACAAAACAUAAUUUUGUGGCUGGACCAUCGCGCUUCGGACGAAGCGGCCAACAUCAACAAACUCAAUCAUUCUGUUCUUAGGUACGUUGGAGGGAAAAUCUCGCUCGAAAUGGAAACUCCAAAACUACUUUGGCUUAAAAACAACCUUCAGAAACAGUGGAAUAAAGCCGGUCUUUUUUUCGACUUGCCUGAUUUUCUCACGUGGAAAGCAACAAAUUGCGAGUCUCGCUCUCUUUGUUCGUUAGUCUGUAAGUGGACUUAUGAGAUAACCGAGGAUGGCAAAGCUGGUUGGAACUCGAGCUAUUUUCAAGAAAUCGGUUUGGGGGAUUUACAGGAGGAUAACUGGCGCAAAAUCGGGGCUACAGUCCUAUCACCGGGAUCUCCAGUUGGUCAGGGCUUGUGCCAACGGGCGGCCAAAGAAUUAAGACUCAAAGUUGGUACUCCUGUUGGUACUUCAAUUAUUGACGCACAUGCCGGCGGUUUAGGGCUUGUGGGGUGCCGCGCUGGAGUGAAUCCCGAUUUCAGUACAAGACUAAGUUUGAUUUGUGGUACUUCAACUUGUCAUAUGGCUGUGUCCCACAAACCGGUCUUUACGCCAGGUGUUUGGGGGCCUUAUUUUAGCGCAAUGGUGCCAGGGAUGUGGUUAAAUGAAGGGGGACAAAGCGCUACGGGAAAAUUGCUAGACCAUGUGAUAGAUUCGCAUCCAGCCACUUCUACUAUUAAAGGGAAAAUCGGAGAAAUGCACAUCCAAAUCUACUUGAGCAAUCUUUUAAAGGAUUUGGCCAAAAAGGCAAAUUUAGAUAAUGUUGCGUUUUUGACGAAAGACCUUCAUGUCUGGCCUGAUUUUCACGGAAAUCGGUCACCGAUAGCGGAUCCAACGCUAAAGGGGGCUAUUUGUGGUCUUACUUUGGCAGAAGAUGAGGAAAAUUUAGCUCUAUUAUAUUUAGCCACUGUUCAAGCUUUAGCGUACGGCACUCGCCACAUCCUUGAAUCGUUAAUAAAAUCAGGUCAUUCCAUCAAAUCGAUUCUAAUUUGUGGCGGUUUAAGUAAAAAUCUUUUGUUUACUCAAACUCAGGCCGAUGUGGUCAACCUCCCAGUUGUAUGCCCAGAAGAAAUUGAGUCAGUUUUGUUAGGUUCAGCAAUAUUAGGCGCCUGUGCUGCUAAGUAUUUCCCCGAUAUGAGCACAGCUAUAAAAUCAAUGGGUGGUAACGGAAAAGUCGUAUCACCCAAUUCUUCAGUUACGGAUUACCAUAAUAAGAAAUAUAAAGUGUUUCUAGCCAUGUACGAACAUCAGGUGCAAUAUAAAACAAUCAUGAAUAAAUAAGUGUUGAAAACGAAGCUUUAUUAAUGUAUGUACUUAUUUGUUAGUUUUGACCUGUUUUGAGAAAAUAAAACUAAUGUAGGAACUCUAGGGGUCGGUUUAAAGAAGGCGAAUUAAAAAUUAAUCUAAGUA
This is a messenger RNA of Tribolium madens (black flour beetle), 1902 nucleotides long. RefSeq names its product FGGY carbohydrate kinase domain-containing protein. Gene Ontology annotation, biological process: carbohydrate metabolic process. The record is from RefSeq and is a predicted model, not a curated record. The coding region runs from base 145 to 1773 and encodes 542 amino acids. The transcript has 6 exons. Lineage: Eukaryota; Metazoa; Arthropoda; Insecta; Coleoptera; Tenebrionidae. Gene Ontology annotation, molecular function: kinase activity; phosphotransferase activity, alcohol group as acceptor.